AUGGCUUUGAAGUUUCUGAACAAGAAAGGAUGGCACAUGGGUAGUCUGCGUAACAUUGAAAACGUUUGGAAAGCGGAGCAGAAGCACGAUGCCGAACAGAAGAAGCUCGAGAAACUCCAAAAGCAAAUCCACGAGGAAAGGGAGAAAGCUGAAUUUCGUCAACUUCAGGAACAAGCCGACUUAGUUUUCAAGAACGAUUGGAUUUCUUAUAUGAUUCGGGAUUAUCCUCAAGGAAGGACAAUUCAGAUACGGGGUUCAAGGCUCUUGAAUCUCCCCCACCCCCCCCCCCCCACCCCCCAAACCGGAACCUGA
Messenger RNA from Lactuca saligna, 312 nucleotides. Lineage: Eukaryota; Viridiplantae; Streptophyta; Magnoliopsida; Asterales; Asteraceae. The record is from the annotation of a GenBank genome assembly.